This is a messenger RNA of Aegilops tauschii subsp. strangulata, 796 nucleotides long. RefSeq names its product dolichyl-diphosphooligosaccharide--protein glycosyltransferase subunit DAD1-like. The record is from RefSeq and is a predicted model, not a curated record. Gene Ontology annotation, cellular component: membrane; oligosaccharyltransferase complex. Gene Ontology annotation, biological process: protein N-linked glycosylation. NCBI's taxonomy places the organism in Eukaryota, Viridiplantae, Streptophyta, Magnoliopsida, Poales, Poaceae.
CACUCCACUGCGCAGACGGAUUGCAGCCCAGCCCGAGCCCCACAUCCUCCGCAAUCUCCUUCUCCGUCUAGACGGAGCUGCGCCGGCGCUAGUGGCCCCCGAUCUCUCUCUCUCUCUCUCCCCCUUCGGCGUCCACGAACAGCUAUCGUGCCGCCGCAAGCCAGUGCCCAGCCGGCCCCUUCGCUGAUUGAGUUGGCUUGAAGUGCUCUGGUUCGCGAGGAUGCCGAAGGAUGCGGGGGAUGCCAAGCUCCUGUUCCAGUCCCUGAACAAGGCCUACGCCGCCACGCCCACGAAUCUCAAGAUCAUUGACCUGUAUGUGGUUUUCGCCAUGGCGACUGCCCUUGUUCAGGUUGCUUACAUGGGAGUAGUUGGGUCAUUUCCCUUCAACUCGUUCCUCUCAAGUGUCCUGUCAUGCAUAGGAAGUGCAGUUCUUGCUGUGUGUCUCCGUAUUCAAGUCAACAAGGACAACAAGGAAUUCAAGGAUCUUCCUCCAGAAAGGGCCUUUGCAGAUUUUGUCCUGUGCAAUCUGGUGCUCCACCUGGUGAUCAUGAACUUCCUCGGAUAAGCCACUCUCCUACGAGUUUCCGAGAUUUUGUAGUGCCCUAAUGCUUGAGACUGUCAUCAUGUUAGAUAUUCAUGUGGUAUCACACAACUGUCUGCGUGAUCCGAGAGUGUCUCUAUGAGCUAUAAUAAUUCUGUGGACUUAGCAUUAACAAUGUAUGGAAAUGAGAACUUAAUUUCUUUUGAGGGGGUGAAACUGGCAAGAUCACUUCAAUAUGAUCAUUCUGCUUUACUA